Radiomyces spectabilis is the source of this 1599-nucleotide messenger RNA. Its product is annotated as putative phosphatase regulatory subunit-domain-containing protein. The transcript has a single exon. Lineage: Eukaryota; Fungi; Mucoromycota; Mucoromycetes; Mucorales; Radiomycetaceae. Gene Ontology annotation, molecular function: protein phosphatase 1 binding. The record is from RefSeq and is a predicted model, not a curated record. The coding region runs from base 186 to 1394 and encodes 402 amino acids. Gene Ontology annotation, cellular component: protein phosphatase type 1 complex.
UUUUUUUUUUUUACACCUCAACCCCUUUAUCGACAUAUUUCAAUUGCUAUUCCAACCUUUAAUCUUGUUCUUCUUUGCUCUUCUUCCAUUUUUUUUUUUCACUUACUUGAGAGAAAAAAAAGAAUUGAACCUUUUCCUUUGUACUUUUUUUGUUUGCUCCUUGGAGAUCUUUUAUUACAUUGAUCAUGUCAUUUGUCCAAUACCCUCAACUAAGCCAGCGAUAUCAGCACGAUACAUUUGUUAAUCCACAUGCGUGGAAACGCGUUACACUGUUCAAAAGACAAACAUCGACCACUACUACGAUUGAUACAUCGAUGACAGACGAAUUGACUUCGGCAUUAUCUUCUCUAUCAUCUGAUCGCCAUCACAACCGUCACCGUCUCCAUGAUAAAUUACACAUCGAUAUCCAAACCCAGCCAUCCACGCCCUCACUUAAACCGUCCCUGCGUCAUUCUCGUUCAGCGCCCGCAACCCCUCGCUUCAAGUCCGUCAAGUUCGAUCUCGAUCACCUUGAACAUAUUUGCCUUUUCCGAAAAGCUCAGACUCCGCGGGCCAUUCGACAGCAAAGGAUCUUUUGGGCUGGCCACACCGAUACCGUCGAGUACAUCGAUUGGCCGUCAGCUGAAGAACAAUCAACAAUGACGGCAAUGGUGCGUGUGGAAAAGGCCAUUUGUGUUACGCCAGACAGUCGAACGAUCGUCGGCCGGUUGCAAAUCCGUAAUCUCGCCUAUCACAAGAUCGUCUCGGUCCGUUAUACAUGGAAUGACUGGCUGACCGUCGAAAAUGUUCCUGCAACCUACCGUGAACCUUUGGGUAACGAUGCCACCAAUAACCUUUAUGACGUCUUUGGCUUUUCCAUUCCUCACCAAUCGGGUCAACAUCAUCUUUCGUUCGCCGUUCAAUAUGUUGUCAACGGUACUGAAUACUGGGAAAAUAAUCAAGGCCGAAAUUAUAAACUCAACCUCACGCCACCCACACAGCCAUUGGAAGAUUUGGAAGAUGAUAUAUCGGACUGGGAGGACGAUUGGCAACAAACCACCACCCCUAAAGAAGGCCAUGCUCUCCCCAUUCCCAACCACAGCCACACCGACCCUUCGCAUUAUCUGGCUCCUCGUUACGAUAUUUCGCAAUCCAUCUCGAUGGCAAAAAAGGUCCCUCAACCCGCCCUUGCCCAACCCCAGCCUUUCAAAUCCGCUACGCCGUUCACUGCACCUUCGCCUUCGCCACCAUCUCCUCCUCCUCCUCCUGCCAUCCCCUUUUGGGAUUCAUUUUCAUUAGCAUCCUCACCAACUGGUUUGGUGGAUCUCAAUUCUCCCUCAUACAUGGAUCUCGUGAACAAAUACUGUUUCUACGGCACCAGUCCCACCCGAUCACUCAUGCCCAUCAAUGGUUAGAAAACGAUCCAAAACGACGAAAUAAUAAUACCAAUGCCCGCCAGCACCCGCACCACACACAUUCACGCACAUACAUACAGACAGACAGACACACAACAAAUCGCGUGCAUCAUUCUACACACAUGUAUACAUAUCCAUCUGCACCAACGAUUUCCUCACGUGCGUGUCAUGUACUGUAACUUUGGCAAGAACAGAAGAACAACAA